This is a messenger RNA of Musca domestica (house fly), 2708 nucleotides long. Its product is annotated as homeobox protein unc-42. Bases 794 to 1861 code for a protein of 355 amino acids. The transcript is spliced from 6 exons. The record is from RefSeq and is a predicted model, not a curated record. Gene Ontology annotation, biological process: regulation of transcription by RNA polymerase II. Gene Ontology annotation, molecular function: RNA polymerase II transcription regulatory region sequence-specific DNA binding; DNA-binding transcription factor activity, RNA polymerase II-specific. Lineage: Eukaryota; Metazoa; Arthropoda; Insecta; Diptera; Muscidae.
CGCUACAACGAAAUCUCCCACACCGCAUCACCUAACCUCAGCUAUUAACGACCUCAACGCGGACAGUGUCAAAUACUUCCCAUUGGAUUAUCCUGGUGACUUUUUCAAAACGUAUAUCGAUUCGAGAUUUUACGCCGGCCACAAAUUGGAUUUCAAACAACAAAAUUGUGCCGGCGGCCCGGGUUCUGGUGGUGGAGUCGUCGGCAAUAACAACAACAGCCAUCCAACAGCGGCGGCCACAAAUCAUUUGUCCGCCUCAGCGUCGGCACCGUUGCACGGUCUAGCGGCCCAUACGGCGGCCCAUCAGUCGCAUCACUCCCUCUUGAAUACCCAUCACGCAUUACAACAACAUCACCAACAACAGCAGCAGCAACAACAACAACAGCAGCAACAACAUCAAACCACACCAUCACCUUCCAUACAAUCCAAUCAACAGCAACAACAACAAUUGCACUCCAGUGCAGCGGCCUCAAAUAAUCCCACAUCUCUGGGUUCGCUGAACCCCUCCAUUGCCACCAACGGUAGCGGUAAUCCGCCGGGAGCCGGCAACAGUUCACCUGCAACAGCCGGUAUCCAUCCCACCCAGGAUACCCACUCCUCGUCGUCGGUACCACCCGUUGCAACCUCACUGAGUGCUCCCUCCCUGCCGCACAUAGCACCCACUUCCCUGGGUCUCAGUCCCCAAUCCUCGGCCGAUUCCCAGCAAUUUAACAUCUUCCCUGCCAUCUUUAGUCGACAAUUGAAUUUUUCGGCCGCCGCUGCCGCCGGAGGCUGUGGCCAGGGAAAACUCACCAUGGAUGAGCUACGACCGAAUCUAGUCGGUGGCCUUUUGGGCCUGCAACAGGGUCUGCUGGAGGAUCAUGCCGCCAGCAUGCAACAUGGUGGCGGUGUGCCCCAGGACACCAAGUUCAUGUCCUUUCAAGAUAAUCGCCUAAUGGGCAUUGGUUCCUCACACGAAAAUCGCCUUCUGGGACUAAGCUCUUCGGUACAAGACAGCCGCUCGCCCGCCGCCACCACCUCCAUUGACAAGAAUCCCCUCAAUCAUCAGCGGAAGUGCAGCAGUACUCCGGAGGAUUUUAGUUCAUUGUAUUCCGGAUUACCCACACCUGGCAUUGAUUCGUCGUCGCAUCAUCACACACCCGCUCAUACGCCGCCAACAAGGCUGUCGGACCACACGAUAUCUGCGGAAGGUGCUUUUAAGAAACUGAAACCUGAACCAAGCACGGGCCUUUCAUCCGUUUCCAGCGGCAUAACAUCACCAGGAAGUGGUCUAUCAUCGUUAAGUCACCAUGCCGGCCAUACUCCAACCACAGCAUCAUGUCCAACGCCAGCGAGACGAAGACAUCGAACGACAUUCACACAGGAACAAUUAGCCGAAUUAGAAGCAGCUUUUGCCAAAUCGCAUUAUCCCGACAUCUAUUGCCGAGAGGAAUUGGCGAGAACGACAAAAUUGAAUGAGGCAAGAAUACAAGUUUGGUUUCAAAAUCGUCGCGCCAAAUACCGCAAACAAGAAAAGCAAUUACAAAAAGCAUUGGCACCAUCUGUGAUCCCCUCAUGCAAUGGCAUGAUGAGAAAUAUCCAAGGCUACAGUGUAUCACGUGGCUAUCAACCAUAUCCUCAUCAUAAUUCAAUAAAUCGUUAUCCUCAGGAUCUUUUCCAAAUGGGAGCCUCAUCAUAUCCGGGUAUGUCACAGCCAUUCUCAAUGGCGCACGGUACCAAUAUGGGUUCCGUUGGAGUUCGUCAAGAUUCAAUGGGCAUGUCACCCGAAGAUGAAUGGUAUAACAAAAGUUUAUCAGCGUUACGCAUGAACAGCUCACAUCAUCCGAACCUUUCUGCACCAAUGCUUCAGUACCAAACAUAAUCGAAAACAUUUGACGAUUUCUUUUAAAAUGUAAAAUAUUAUUGAAGAACCAGAAGAAGAAGAAGAGAAAAAACCUAACCAAAAAAUUUGUUGCGCACAUUCAAAGUUACUACCGCUGGACCCACACAACUGAGAAUAUUUUACAAUUUAAAAGAGAUGCGUCAAUGCCAAAACGGCUAUGCCACGAAAAAAAAAAUACAGAAGAAGUAAAAGCUUGAAUUUUCCUUCGAUCAAGCCACAGCAAGAAAAUAAUAUUUAUAAAUAUCCUCAACAAGAAACAAACAAAAACAAAAAAAAAAAUACAUAAAACUAAGAAUUAAAAUUUUAUUGUUAAUAAUAUCGUAAUAGAAGUAAUAAAAUUAAUUAUUAUUAUUAUUACAAUAAUAUCUAAUCUUAAGACUAUGAACAAAUUGUAAUGUAAAAUUUAAAGCAAAAACAAAAAAAAAACACAAAAACUUUGUAACUUCAAUAGCAUUCAAAAGUUGUUUCCUAAACAAAAUAAUAUUUCACAACAACUCUCUUCUAAACUCUUAAGAAAAACAUGUAAUUAUUAUUUUUGUAAAUAUUUUAAUGUUUCUAUAUCACAACAACAACAAAAAACGAAAGAAAAACAAAAACACAUCUGUAGUAGUAAUGGACCCCAAUGGUGAAUACAACCAUGGCAGUGUAAACAACAUUGCAUUACCAUGAGAUCACUGCUGCAGACUGCAUCUAAAUUGGUACAAUAGCUACAAAAUGGAACUGUAACAUUGUGACACCAGUGAUCCAAGGGAAAUGCAAAUGUCAAUAUUUUGCCCAAAGUUCGAAAAUAUAACAGUUCACAAUUUGAAUAUUCAAUAGAGAUAGA